AUGUUGAUUCAAUUCAUGGAAAAUCCAGAUGAACCAACUUGGAAAGGAUAUAUUAUUGCAUUUCUAAUGUUUAUAACAUCGAAUAUUGCCACAAUAUUUGUUCAUCAAUCAUGGGAUGUUGUAUAUCGUUUACAAAUUAAUGUUAGAUCUUGUUUAACAAAUGCAAUUUACUCAAAAGCACUGAAAUUAUCGAAUGAAGCAAGGAAAGAGUUUGGUUGUGGAGAAAUCAUGAAUUUAGUGAAUGGAGAUGUCCCUAAAGUGGAAGGAAUCGCAUUGAACAGUAUGAAGUUUUGGGCGGAGCCUAUGCAGAUCAUCGUUUCCAUUUACAUAAUCUGGAAUCUUCUUGGAAUCUCUGCAUUUUCCGGCCUACUUGUACUUCUUGCUAGCAUUCAAAUGAACAAAUUUAUCUCUGAACACUCCCGGAAAGUGACUUCAGAACUAGUCAAGAAUCAAGGUGAACAGACGAGAAUGGAAUCUGAAGUGUUGAAUGGAAUCAAGGUUUUGAAGAUGUAUUCAUGGGAGAAAAGUAUGGAAAAUAUGAUUUUGAAUAUACGGGAAAAGGGACUCGCCCUUUUUAAAAAGAAGGAAUUUGUCUAUUGUUGUAGUUACUUCUUUUGGGAUGCUUCUUCACUUUUGGCCUCCGCAGUCACCUUCACAACUUUCGUCUUUCUGGAUCCCGAGAAUAAUAAACUGACUCCAGAACUGUCGUUUGUCAUCUUAUCCCUCUUCGCAAUCAUUCGAAUUCCAGUUGUCAGAGUGGGCUAUAUGUAUGGACAGGCUAUUGAGUUCAGUGUGGUUAAUAAUAGACUCAAAACGUUUUUCGCAGCUGAAGAAGUCGAUCCUAUCGAAGAGAACUGUAAAGAGAAAGAUUUCGCAAUAAGUAUAAAGAAUGGAGAAUUCAGUUGGAUUUCAGAUGAGAGUCCAACUCUUCGUGAUAUCACAUUUAACAUUAACCGUGGUCAGCUGGUAGCAAUUGUUGGAACUGUUGGAUCCGGAAAAUCUAGUUUGCUUCACGCUAUUUUAAGAGAUAUGAAGAGGAAAUCUGGAGUCGUCGAAGUCAACGGUUCCAUCGCUUAUGUCCCCCAGCAAUCAUGGAUUCAGAACUUGAGUUUGAAGGAUAAUAUUUUGUUCGGUGAUCCAAUGAAUAGCAAUAAUUAUGAAAAAGCGAUCAGGAAUUGUGCAUUAGUGGAAGAUUUGAAGUCACUACCAGCCGGUGAUAGAACUGAAAUCGGAGAAAAGGGAAUCAAUUUAUCCGGGGGUCAAAAGCAAAGAGUCUCUCUGGCGAGAGCAGUUUAUCAUAAUGCGGAUAUUGUGUUGAUGGAUGAUCCACUUUCAGCAGUUGACUCACAUGUUGGAAAACAUAUUUGGAAUAAUGUUAUUUCCUCUGAAACUGGUUGUCUUUCUUCAAAGACACGUAUUCUUGUAACUCAUGGAUUGACAUACUUGAAAUAUUGUGAUCAAGUGAUCGUAUUGAAUAAUGGAUCGAUAAGUGAGAUGGGAACAUAUCAAGAACUUUUAGAGAAUGAUGGAACAUUUUCAAAGAUUUUGGAUGAGUAUUUAGUAGACGAGAACGAUGAAGUAAUCGGAGAAGCUUCUGGAACAUCUGAUAGAGUGGACAAAAACUUGGAGCUCAACAUGUCACAAAAAAGAGACGAGGAAUUUUACGAAAAUCGUGAAAACGAUGAAUCUUAUCACUUGAUCGAGAAAGAGACUAUUGAAUCAGGAAGUGUAAAUUCUUCAUUCUAUUUGGACUUCUUGCAAUCAAUCGGAUUUUUUACUUUUACAACUUUCCUAAUUGCUUGUGUAGCUAGAAGUAGUGUGGAAGUUUGGGCCAACAAAUAUUUGGCAGAAAUGUCUGAAGAAGAUGAGACUGAUACAAAAAUUAAGUUACUUGGCUACACAUCGUUGUGUUUUGGAAAAUCCAUCGCUAUGGCAGUUGCUGGGAUUAUUUGGAUUCAAGGAACGGUUGAAUUUGGGAGAGUAUUGUAUGCAAUGUUACUCGGGAACAUUUUGAGAUCUCCCAUGUCUUUUUUUGAUGUAACACCAAUUGGAAGACUGUUGAAUCUUCUUGGAAAAGAUAUGGAAUCUGCAGAGCGUUUGUUACCGUCAGAGAUUCAAGAAGUUAUCAAACAGUCGAUAGUUCUGAUAUCUAAAGUGUCCGUAAUCAUAUGGACUGUUCCAUCUUCUGGAUUCUUAAUUGGUGUUCUUACAAUUGGAUAUUUCUAUGUUAUGAGAUAUUUUAUCAGCACAUCUCGACAAUUGAAAAGACUGGAAUCAGCUUUACGUUCACCAAUUAUUUCAAACUUUCAGGAAUCUAUUCAGGGAGCCUCGUCUAUUCGUGCUUUCAAUUCUGUGAAUAGAUUCAUUCUUCAGUCUCAAAAAAUAGUGGACGAUCACCUGAGAGCUUACUUUCUGAUGGUUACAGCUAAUCGAUGGUUGGCAGUUCGUCUUGAAUCAAUCGGUAAUUUGAUUGUUCUGUUCACAGCUGGAGCUGCUGUAUACUUCCGUGACUCUUAUGAAAUGUCAUCUGGUAUUGUUGCUUUAUCUGUUACUUAUGCAUUGAGUGUAACCCAUAGUCUACAAUGGAAUGUUCGAGCAAUGGGUGAGCUCGAGAGUCUUACUGUGAGCAUUGAAAGAAUAAAGAAUUAUAUGAAUAUUCGAAAUGAAGGGAUGCAAUCUAAAAACCUAUCAAUCUCUGAAUCUUGGCCAGAAAAGGGAGAGAUUCAGAUCAAAAACCUCAGUAUCCGAUACCGUCAAGGGCUUGAUUUGGUGCUUCAUGGAGUUUCAGCACAUAUCAAAUCAGGAGAAAAAAUAGGAAUCGUUGGGAGAACUGGAGCUGGAAAAAGUUCAUUGACACUUGCAUUAUUCCGAAUCGUUGAAGCAGAUGAAGGAUCAAUUGAAGUCGAUGGAAUCGAUAUUUCUGUUUUGAAUCUGGACGAUCUUCGUUCUCGUCUCACUAUCGUUCCACAAGAUCCAGUAUGCUUUUCGGGUAGUUUACGGAUGAAUCUUGAUCCAUUUUCAACAUUUUCCAACGCUCAAAUCUGGGAAGCUCUUCGAAAUGCUCACUUGGCUCAUUUUGUGGAGAUUUUGCCAGGAGGACUUGAUUUUCCGAUUAGUGAAGGAGGAGAGAAUGUGAGUGUCGGUCAACGGCAAUUGAUGUGUUUGGCUCGAGCUCUACUCCGAAAAACGAAAAUUUUAGUGUUGGAUGAGGCGGCAGCGGCAGUUGACGUGGGAACAGAUAGUCUGAUCCAGAGAACAAUUCAAGAGCAAUUCAAGGAUUGUACAGUAAUAACAAUUGCUCAUCGAUUGAAUACGAUAAUGUCAUGUGAUAGGAUUCUCGUUCUCGAUAAGGGACGAGUUAUCGAAUUCGAUUCCCCCAGAAAUCUUUUAUUGAAUCCUCAAGGAAUGUUCUAUUCUAUGGCUAAGGAUGAUAACAUCAUUCAAUAA
Messenger RNA from Caenorhabditis remanei, 3447 nucleotides. RefSeq lists its product as uncharacterized. The coding region runs from base 1 to 3447 and encodes 1148 amino acids. Gene Ontology annotation, cellular component: membrane. The record is from RefSeq and is a predicted model, not a curated record. Lineage: Eukaryota; Metazoa; Nematoda; Chromadorea; Rhabditida; Rhabditidae. Gene Ontology annotation, molecular function: ATP hydrolysis activity; ATP binding; ABC-type transporter activity. Gene Ontology annotation, biological process: transmembrane transport. The transcript is spliced from 15 exons.